Molecule: messenger RNA, 5499 nt
Organism: Monodelphis domestica (gray short-tailed opossum)
Lineage: Eukaryota; Metazoa; Chordata; Mammalia; Didelphimorphia; Didelphidae
Gene: MTSS1
Product: MTSS I-BAR domain containing 1
Biological process (GO): positive regulation of actin filament bundle assembly; plasma membrane organization; adherens junction maintenance
Cellular component (GO): cytoplasmic side of plasma membrane; actin cytoskeleton
Molecular function (GO): phospholipid binding; actin binding
Source: RefSeq, a predicted model, not a curated record
GGUGCAUUUCACACAGAGGUUGAGCCCAAGAUUUUUUUUUUUAAUGGGGUGUCAAUUCCCGCCCCUACCCCAACUCAGGCUAGCGCACAGUUUUACGUUGGGAAGGUGUCUCGAAGGUGGGGCAGAGGGGGGCGAGUAUCCGCCCCAAAGCGAGCCCCACCCCACCCCCCAGACCCUCGCCCCUCCGGAGGGAGAGAGGGAGGGGGUCAGCGCUCACAUCCCGCAAGCUUCCAACUCCCGGCGCAGCCGCUCCCUUCCUUUGCAGGGGGAGCCCGCGCGCGCCUCCCGGCCAACGUUCCAAACAAACCCCGCCCGCCCGAGCAGGCAGGCAGGCAGAGCUGUACCCAGCGAGGCACGGGCCCCUUCACCCCCGCACGGCGGCGAGUCUCGGGAGCGCGCGCGUGCGCCUCUUGGAACGUCUGGCUGGCGGCGGAGCCGAGCCCGAGCCAGUGCUAGAGCAGGAGCCGAAGGGGCAGGAGCUGGGUUGGGGAGCGGCUGCGUGAAUAGGGGGGCGGGUUUCCAGCGCAGUGCCAGGAGAGUCCCCGGGGUUACAAAAGCCGCAGAUCGCUUUAGACUGCGAACCGGGGCCGUUCUACCUUCAAACAAACGGCACCCGAAAAGCCCUUUGGAAUUAGUAUUCUUAUUUUUAUUUUUUUAAAAAGCAUUAUUAUUUUUGAAUGGAGUUGAUCCCGAGUCUGGGGGUGACUGUGCAACAAGAUGGGCUUUGCUGUUACCCUUGUGGGGAAGAAUAGUCGCUUGAUUUUCCAUCUCUGGUCCUUCUCGAGGUUAGGAGCUUUUAGACGGUGCAUGUAGGGAAUAAGCAUUAGCAAAGAACUGGAUUUUCAUUUAAAAAAAUUAAAAAAAAAUUAUUAGAUCUCUGAUUGUUACCGUCUUUUCCUUCUCUUGUGGAAGAUUCUUUUAAGUCACCCGGUGGUUUCUUCCCUCGCUUUUUUAAAAAAAAUUUUUUUUUUUUGGAAAUCACUUCAAAAGGGGUGAAAGAGCACCCCAGCCCCAACCCUACGGGGCUGAGCUGAGUAGUAACCGGAGGCGGCGUGGAAUUGAAGCGCUCUCGCUGCCGGUCUGUCCGCCCGAGCUGGGAAAAUGGAGGCUGUGAUUGAGAAGGAAUGCAGUGCUCUGGGAGGGCUCUUCCAGACCAUUAUCAGCGACAUGAAGGGGAGCUAUCCAGUUUGGGAAGAUUUCAUAAACAAAGCAGGAAAGCUACAGUCCCAGCUUCGAACUACAGUAGUAGCAGCAGCUGCCUUCUUGGAUGCCUUUCAGAAAGUGGCUGCUGACAUGGCUACCUACACACGUGGUGGUACCAGAGAAAUUGGAUCGGCCCUGACCAGGAUGUGUAUGAGACACCGAAGCAUAGAGACCAAACUGAGACAGUUCUCUAGUGCUUUAAUUGAUUGCCUGAUAAACCCACUUCAAGAACAAAUGGAAGAAUGGAAGAAAGUAGCCAACCAGCUGGAUAAAGACCAUGCAAAAGAGUACAAGAAAGCUCGCCAAGAGAUAAAAAAGAAGUCCUCAGAUACAUUGAAACUUCAGAAGAAAGCCAAAAAAGGAAGAGGAGAUAUCCAGCCCCAGUUGGACAGCGCAUUGCAAGAUGUCAAUGAUAAAUACCUUCUCCUCGAAGAAACUGAAAAACAGGCAGUCAGAAAGGCCCUGAUUGAGGAGCGUGGCCGAUUCUGUGCCUUCAUCUCUAUGCUACGGCCAGUGAUUGAAGAAGAAAUCUCCAUGUUAGGGGAAAUAACUCAUCUACAGACCAUAUCUGAAGAUCUAAAGAGCCUCACUAUGGAUCCCCACAAAUUGCCAUCAUCAAGUGAACAGGUAAUCCUGGAUUUGAAAGGUUCUGAUUAUAGUUGGUCGUAUCAGACUCCUCCAUCGUCUCCCAGUACAACCAUGUCCAGAAAAUCAAGUGUUUGCAGCAGCCUGAACAGCGUCAACAGCAGCGACUCCCGCUCCAGUGGGUCACACUCUCAUUCCCCCAGUUCACAUUAUCGCUACCGAAGCUCCAAUCUGCCCCAGCAGGCUCCCAUGAGGCUGUCGAGCGUGUCCUCCCAUGACUCGGGAUUCAUAUCCCAGGAUGCCUUCCAGUCCAAGUCACCGUCCCCAAUGCCACCGGAAACUCCCAACCAGAACUCGUCCAGCUCGGCCUCUUCAGAAGCCUCAGAAACGUGCCAGUCAGUGAGCGAGUGCAGUUCCCCCACCUCAGUCAGCUCAGGCUCCACCAUGGGGGCGUGGGCUUCCACAGAGAAGGACUGGGCUAAGCCAGGCCCAUACGACCAGCCUGUGGCAAACACCUUACAACGCCGCAAGGAGAAGCGUGAGCCGGACACCAACGGAGGCCCCCCCGGCGUUCCACCCGCAUCCGCAGAGGAGGCUCAGCGGCCUCGGAGUAUGACCGUUUCGGCUGCCACCAGGCCCGGAGAGGAGAUGGAGGCCUGUGAGGAGCUCGCGCUGGCCCUCACCCGGGGCCUGCAGCUCGACCCCCAGAGGAGCAGCCGGGACUCCCUGCAGUGCUCCAGCGGCUACAGCACCCAGACAACCACCCCGUGCUGUUCAGAGGACACGAUCCCUUCACAAGUUUCAGAUUAUGAUUAUUUCUCUGUAAGUGGUGACCAGGAGACAGAACAGCAGGAGUUUGACAAAUCCUCUACCAUUCCGAGGAACAGUGACAUUAGCCAGUCCUAUCGCAGGAUGUUUCAGGCCAAACGCCCAGCUUCAACUGCUGGUCUCCCCACUACCUUAGGACCUGUGAUAGUCACACCUGGUGUAGCAACCAUCAGACGGACCCCUUCUACUAAACCCUCUGUACGAAGGGGAACCAUCGGGGCCGGACCCAUUCCCAUCAAGACUCCUGUGAUCCCCGUCAAAACCCCGACAGUCCCUGACCUGCCGGGGGUGCUGCCGAGUCCUCAGGGAGGGACGGAGGGGCACGGAGAGCACAGCCCAGAGUCGCCUUCUGUGGCUGAGAGCACCCAGGGGGCUACGCACAUGCCCUCCUCCCUGUGGAGCGGCCAGGCCUCUGUCAACCCGCCCCUGCCAGGCCCGAAGCCAAGUGUCCCGGAGGAGCAGAGACCGAGUGCCCCGGAGAUGGAAGAUGAAGAAACCGAAGGGGAUCAUUCAAGUGCCACCAGCUCCCCUGGUCAGACCCCAGAGUGCAGCCACGCAGGAGAUUUGAGCCCUGGGGACACCCUGCAGGGUGAAGAUAUGCUGAAUGCCAUUCGCCGUGGUGUAAAACUGAAGAAGACGCUGACCAAUGACCGAUCUGCCCCUCGCUUGUCUUAAGGUUUCUAAGAGUCCUGCCAGGGUUAUGAUGAAUGGAAAAUGAACUGUUUAAUAAAACCUAAAUUUGUUUUGAUUCAUUCCAAUCUAUAAUCAAACAAAAGAUUUUGUAGGAAACUCAGAAGUAGAACAUUGUUUUGAAAAGUACUAUAUAUCCUAAGACACAGAGAAUUAAACACACAUGCAUAAGUAACCAUCAUAAUCUUUAUUGGUGUUUUAAUUUGUAAAUAUUGACAACUUUCUGCAUAUUUUGUUCUUAAGUUUCCCUUUUAAUUUUUCUGAAGGUGCCAAAUCCCAUAACUUUUUUAUAAGCCUUUGUAAAAUUUUAAAUGCAUAACAGGGAGGGGGGAGGGGAGUUGGGGAAGAAUCAUAAAGUAGCAACCUUAAGCAAAGGGAUUAAUAAUUGGCUUUUUUGCAAGCUUUUGUAGAUGCAUUGUGAUAGUGUGGUUUCAAUAAAUUGGACUUAUUUUAAUGUACAAAUAAAAUGGGUAACAAACAUGUCCUCAUUUAAAUAUGUUUUGUGUGGAAAAGCAGGAGUAACUGGAUGAAAAGCAAUAUAACGGAUGAAAUAAGCUGGAAAGGCUUGGGUUGAGGAAGGAAGUCAGGGUGGGAAACACCAGUACCAGAGCAGAUGCUAUUCCCUGAGUAAGCGAUCAGUUGAAUCGCCGUUAGCCUCAUGGCCAACGCAUCUGACGCCAUGCUGGAUUGCAGGGUUUAGGUAGCGUGUGUUUAGGGACUUCACUGUUUUUUUCUCGUGUUUCCUCUUGAUCUCAUGCAGCAACCACUCCUAGUCAUGUGCAUGCUGCUUCAACAGUGUACUUAGAUUGAUUUUCUCAGUUUUCUCUUCCGUAGUGCUCAUGCUUUCAUUGAGUCCAAAUACAUCCAAAAGGGUAAGGCAGUUUUGAACAUGUGAAGGAAAGCAUUUACAAAUGGUAGCAGGGAGUUUAGGUAGUAUAGAAUGCCUUUUAUGUACGUGUGCCCAGCAGGCUGGGUACAUGGAGAAGCCCAAAUAUUUUGAGAAUACUUGAGUGGAUUUAGCAAGGGUGACCAGCCUGGAGUCUAGCAACUUGCAAAAGGGUGUGUUCCAUGUCAGGGGGCUUGUUUUUCUUAGACGGUGCACUGGCUUCAUACUAAAUACGAAAAGGAAAGAAGAUGCAUUUAUUGUCACUGGGAGUCUGACCACUACACUGUCUUUUUUGUAUUCUGGGUGAUGUAUUUUUUGGAAUGUUCUUUCUUAAUUAAAAAACUUUUUUUGAGUUUUGUUUUGUUUUACAAGUGAAACCAAUUUGCUGUAAUAACCAUCUUUUAAAGCCAGCGAGGUAGGCAGAAGAGGUGGGGUUUAGACUAGGUUGGAGGAAGUAGAGGCUUGUCAGUUAUCCAAGUGGUACACUUGAGACUGUUGGCAGUCACCAGAUGAAGUUCUCAAAGGGGGCUGCUGGUUUCCACCCAAACACUGUAGCUUUUGUUGGCUCCAAAAUCUGACUACAUGAUCAUAUGCUUUAAUACAUUACUGCACUGGAUGUGAGACUUAAUGUAUUUGUACAGUCACUGUUCUAUAAUAACACUUACACUGCUGUGAUUGCUUCUGACACUUUUAUGUUAUGGCUUUAAGCAAAGGCAUGGUUAUUAGAAACUAUUUAAACUUUCCUUUCUUUGAAAAACAAGCUCCUUAUUACCGAAUAUAAUCAACAGUAGUGCCUGUGGUUCUAGCCCACCAAUCUUGAUUGAUUAAAAGUAGCUGAUGCAUUGUGCAUAUGAUGCUUAAAAAGGUUUUGCUGAAGCAAAAACCAUUGCAAGAGAAUGAACAUAGUAAAGUGGUAUUUUAAACCUUGGAAAUGAAUGGAUGUAACUGUACCGGAGUACAGCUUUUCACUUGUUUAGUUCUUAAACAUUAGUAUAAUCUGAAUAAAAUUUAAUAUAAAUUGUUGCCAAAUUCAACGUAGAAAGAAUGUGACAAAACACUUUGGAUAGUUCUACCGUUUUGUGUUUUUGCAUAUUGUAAAAGCAGUGUCACAGCUGAAGAUAAAAAAAAGUUUCUAAUGGUAUAAAUUAUUGUUGUUUAGUUGCUAGUUUGUACUGAGAGUUGAUCUCUCUCCCUGUGCAGUUUUUUGUUCUCAACUGAUAUAAAUGAACAGUUGCUGUAUCGUGUCACUCUUUUCCAUUGUAACAAAUGCUUCAGAAUACAUUAUAAAUAAAGAAUGGCUAGAAAAA